This is a messenger RNA of Arabidopsis lyrata subsp. lyrata, 2010 nucleotides long. RefSeq lists its product as uncharacterized. NCBI's taxonomy places the organism in Eukaryota, Viridiplantae, Streptophyta, Magnoliopsida, Brassicales, Brassicaceae. The record is from RefSeq and is a predicted model, not a curated record.
AUGACUUCUGACUCCGAAAGACCCGAGUCUCCAUCCUUUGAAGGUGGCUCCAGUAAUGACGAAUGCACUCGUCCUAACGACAUAGCUGGUCGACACUACAGAUCCACCAGUACCCUUCCAUCCUUAGAGCGAUUAAAAGGGCUUUGCCAGAUUCCCCCUGGAAUCAUAGCGGAAGCGCAGAUAGCCGACCCUACGGAAUCCCCGGAAAAUCAUUGCGACGGCUACUUUUGCGUUUAUGAAAUCUAUUUCAAGGGCUGCGGAUUGACCUUCCCUCUUCCUGAAGCCCUGGUUCGAUACUUGGCGGCUCUUGGGAUCGCUUUACCUCAGCUAACCCCCAAUCUUCUCCGAACCAUCCUCGGGAUCAUAACCGUUGCGGCGGAAGCAGACUAUAUUAUUGGGGUCCCCGAGCUGAACGAGCUUUUGAGCGUGAGAAGUUCGUCAAAGAAGACAGGUACUUCUCGGCGUACCCGAAUGCCAACAGGAACAUCAUCUCGCACCUCCCGAACAAGGAUAAAAAUUGGCACCAUCCUUGGGGAAACCCUUUGGAAUUCUUUCACCCUCGAUCGGUUCGUUGAAGCCAAUCGAAAACUCAGGAUGAGUCCCCCCAAUCAACUUCAUCGUCUUCCGCUUCCUCCCUCAACUCAGGGAAUGUCAGCUCGGGCCUUUACUGCCCAGCGUAAGAAACUCUCCAAGCAGAUAGUAGAGGCUUGCGACGAAAACAAGGCGUUCCUUGCGACCGCCAUCGACAAAAAAGACUACAGCAGGACCCUGCUGGUUGAUGACAACAGCACCGUGGGAGCCAGAUCCGUCGCUGCUUUCAGAUUAACUCCUCGUCGCGAACGUCGUGACGAUCGUUCUCCUCGUCGCGAACGUCGUGACGAUUGUUCUCCUCGGAGGGACAGAUCUCCUCGUCGUGAUUCUCCUCGUCCUCCCCGAGAUGAUUUUAGCAAUGAACCACUUAAGAACUUGGUUCGCAGGAAGAGAGACAAGUCAUCUCGCAGUGAUUCCUCUCCGCGAAGGGAGAAAUCAAGAGCCCGGACUGACCGUUCACCACGAUCAUCCUCUCCCACUGAACCAAUGGGUCCUCCUCGACCUGUUGAUAUGUCUUCCUCUUCCCAGCCCGAAAGCGAGAAGACUUCCCGGAGUGCAUCUCCUAAAAAGGGAGAUUCCGAGUCUCGAGAUGCUUCUUCGAAGUUAAAGCCUGUUCUUGUCCCUCAAAUCAAAUCACUUUCAGCUAUGGAGAAAGAAGGCAGUGUUUUCCGAUGCUUCAAGACCCGAUCGGGCGCGGUCUUGCCAGACUUUGACAAGUGGCGUCCUGCGAUUCGUGAACGCUAUUUUCUUUACGCUCAUCAUUCAUCUCGGGCUAACGGUGAGCUUAAUGACAUGAUUGAACAUUAUGAGGGGCUGCACGAUCUGGAGGACAAGGUCGACAAUCUAACAUCCGAGCUGGCGAAGAUAAAGGGGGAGCUGCAGGACCAGUACGACCAGAAUUUCAAACUCCAGGAUGAGCUUUCUAGUCUUAACGCGAAGUACAAGGCGAUCGCCAAAUUGCGUGAUUCCGAGUUGGCGAGGUCGGCAUCGAAAGCCAGAAAGGAGGUUAAGGGACGCGGGAUGGAGUUGAUCCAAGGAGCCAUCCGCUUCAUUCAAACCGAGAAAGCUAGGUCAGACCUGGAAUCGGACAUCAAGGAGCAUGAGAGCAAUCUGAUUUUGUUGGAUCAAAUCCAUGAAACAGAUUUCUCCGAGGUACAAGAGAGGACCGAACUAUCGGCUAAUCUUUCUGAAAAGCGGAGUCGCUUGGCAGCUCUUCCUACUUCGACCUUCAACCCGCAGGACUUCGAGGAAUUCUUCACUGAAUCGCCUCCUAUAAGUGAAUCGGGUCUAGACUGGGCAGGUAACGCUUGGCUCCUGACUCUUACUACCUUUUCCUCACUUUAUGAACAUUCUUUGGUUGAUUCCAAUUCCCACAAGCUUGGAGGCCUUCUCUCCAAUCCUGAGACCAAUGAAAGAUAG